Ciona intestinalis (vase tunicate) is the source of this 2171-nucleotide messenger RNA. The record is from RefSeq and is a predicted model, not a curated record. NCBI's taxonomy places the organism in Eukaryota, Metazoa, Chordata, Ascidiacea, Phlebobranchia, Cionidae.
ACUCACAUAAUGUAAACACAACACAGUAGCAACUGUACGUAGUUUGGUAUCCUGGAUUCUGCUGGUAAAUACUUUCUGUUGAUUAAAGAUUGCAUAUACAGCUUGUAUCAGUGUAGGAUCAUGGCGUAUCGUAACUUGUAUUUAAGCCAAUACUUACCUAGAAGUUUUCAAAAAGUUGCAGACGAUGUAUCUAAUGUUGGAGUAAAACAAUAUUUAUAUCAAAACUACGUUACAGGAAAUGCAGAAAACAAUAACAACCCAAGUCUUAACAGUUCAAAUGUAAUUGGUCGACUAUCAUGUGUUACAAGUUAUUUCCAAAAUCUGGUCAAAUCCCAAAGAGAAGCAAGAAACAGUGAGCAUGAUAUGAAUGAAGGGAAGAUGGUUGACCCCGAUGAUUAUUUCCAUGCUUUGAAGAAUAGUUGCAACAAUGUUCCACAGUGUUGUGUUGAACCAUACAUAUUGAAGGGAUACGUUCUACCACAUAUGCCACUAAGAUAUUAUUUCAAAGUUCUUUAUAUCCCCAACAACGAGUUGUUCAAUGUUUGGACUCACUUGUUUCCUUGUUUAUUCUUUAUUUCCAUGUUAUAUCAGUUUAACCAGUCGUUAAACUUGUUUGAAUCAUGGCCGGUGCUCAUUGUAACUGUGUCUGCUAUUCUUCUUACUCUGUGUAGUUCGUUAGCUCACCUCUUUCAUUCCAGGUCAAGCUUCCAACAUUGUUGUUGGUUCAUGGUUGAUUACUUUGGCAUCACCACCUUUGCUUAUUCUUCCACGGUAUCUCACUUCUUUGCAUCUUCACAGUUGUCUUACUACAACAGGAUCGGUUGGUUGAACUUGCUUGUCUUCACUUUGAUCGCGUGUUGUGGGUUCUUAUGCAUGUCGUUCACUCAAGCAGGCAAUAGAUGGCAGUCGGUGGAAAACGCAAGAAAGAUGAAACUAUGGUCGACUGUGUUUGGUUAUUUAUAUGGCAUGUUGCCUAUUAUGCAUAGAUAUUUGAUCAACGCAGAGAAUGACCAUGCAUUAUAUUACCACAAGUUGCAGUUUAUAUGCAUGUUGUUGUGCCCGUUGUUCUAUACAUCGGACUUGCCACAAAAAUUAUGGCCCGGGAAGUUUGACAUCGUAGGCCAUUCUCAUCAAAUAUUCCAUGUUUUUGCGGCACUGUCAUGUUAUUUUGAGAUUGUAGCAAUUCACAUGGAUGUGACGGAUAUAAAUGGGCCGUGGAACGCAUUGAAACAUCAAAAUGACUUCCCAACAUUUGAAUUGUUCUGCACGUGCGCACUUGCUCUCAUAGUAUAUUGCAUAAUCCUUGCUAUAUACAUAGCGAGGAGCAUACAUGCUGAUUUUAUCGAAGAGAUUCCUGCAUGUCAAUGCAGUGAUUUGAACAAGAAUCAUCAACAGAAAAAAGUUGAUUAAAUUAAACAUUAUGUUUUAUUUCACUGUUCUAAUAUUUUGCACUUACAAGUACGAAAGUUUUAACAUUGCCGAUUGUAUUUCUAUGUUUUAACAUUAUUUUAAUAUUUUCACUUAAUUGCCUUCAGGUAGACUAUUAUGCAUUAAAGUUGUUAUUUUAUUGUAGUUUUUUUUACUCAUAGAAUAAUAUCAUGGUUCCAAGGUACAUAUCCAUGUAUGCAGUGUAUAACUGCCAAACAAACUAUGUAGAUUUAUAUCAAAAUAAAUUAAAAUACCCAUUUUAUAAAUCCUAACAAAAUAGACAGUUUUAUAAAAAGAAUUGAUAAAUAUGUUAAGGCAAAUGAUAUACAAUUUAAGCACGUGUUAUGAUUAUGGUAAAUAAAAUUAAUAUUUAAAUAUAUUUUCAUAAAAAUCUACAUAGUCUGUUACUUCUGCAACACCAAUGCGUUUAUGGAUAGAUUAAUCAAGAAGCGUUUAAAGUUAAUUAAAUAAUAUUUACUUUAACUUGUAUAUAUUGUAUGUUGAUAUUAUUUGAGUAAUCAGGGUUGAAAUAUAUAACACACAUACACGCACAUAUACAUAUAUCUACACUCAUAUUACACAGUUAUGCAUUAUAAAUCCCCAACAUUCACAACUAAGAUGUCUUCACAUGUUUUACAUCCAAGUGUUUAUGCAAUGUAUGUUCCCAAUAUUGUGUCUUGUUUUCUUUCCAGAAUAAUAAUUUCAGAUAUUUAUGUUAAUUAAUAAACGAGUUUAAAUAACAA